UGUAUCCAUCUUAGUCUGGAUCACGUUUGACAGACAUGCUCGCAAUCUGUCUCCUAAAUGGUCUAGGCUAAACUGUCUUGAUCGGAGUGCAAAGACAUAUUUGAGCUCCCCCCACAUUGCCUCAAGUGAUGGAGUGGAGAUCAUCACAACACAUAACAAGGUACACGAGGGCUACACGGAACACCUGACCAUCAACUGUUCCUUCACACACCAGCAGGGCUCGGACUUCUACUCAAUAGUGUCCCUUAUUUUGUACAAGACAGACUCUCCAACAGAUACUGUUUACAGGGAAGUCGCUUCCAUUACGGCGUUUUCUCACAACAAAGUGGAAGAAACCAACACUAUGGGCUCCACUGUCACAGGGCACCACAAGCCAGACGCUUACUCCUUCAUCGCCUUAGAGUGGCUAUACCCCACUAAAAAUGUGGUCGGCAAGUACAAGUGUGAGGCUAACGGCAUUGACCACAAGGGUCACCCAAUGACCAGCACAGCCAUCACAGUGGUCGUGCAGACGGCAGUCAGCACUGAUAUGCUCCUUGAAACAAUCAAAGAAAUGAACAUCAAGGUGGAAGACAUGGAAAUCAAGCUCAAUAAAUACGUAGGGCUGGAGAAUAAGGUGACACACUUGGAAGCCACACUGAAUGGACUGAAGUCCCAAGUAGACAACUCCAAAGACGCCAUCACACUAGCGUCGGCCAACUACAAAGGUAGUUACUACUUUGUCACCGAACAACGAUAUGGAAACGCCUGGGAAGCUAAUCGCCUCUGUCAGUUGUAUGGAGGAUAUCUUGUGGAGAUCAACGACCGACAAGAGUUCGACUUCGUUACUGAUUUUCUGUACAAUCACACUUCUUCUCUCGGGGGGCUUGGAGGCGCUUGGGUCGGGGCCACAGACGAAGGUCAUGAGGGGACAUGGAGGUUCAUGACCUCUGGUGGUAAAGUGUCUACCUUAGUCUGGCACGGUCCUGAGCCUAGCGGGGGUGGGGGAGAAAACUGUAUGAAUAUGAGGAUACGUUCGAAGGAUAUGAAUGAUUAUCCUUGCUUCAAGGCCGACGCAGAGCAUUUCCCAGCUAUUGUGUGCGAAAUUCCACACAGUAAUAUCUAAAUAAAGACUUGCUAUACCAAAACA
Messenger RNA from Aplysia californica (California sea hare), 1129 nucleotides. RefSeq lists its product as uncharacterized. Gene Ontology annotation, molecular function: signaling receptor activity. The record is from RefSeq and is a predicted model, not a curated record. Lineage: Eukaryota; Metazoa; Mollusca; Gastropoda; Aplysiida; Aplysiidae.